AUGGGUUACCAAAAAGAGAAGCAUGGAUUUGAAACGGUUGAGGUGUCCCAUAGUUGUAGGGCCAUUAUGACAAGCAAUGUGGUUGUUAAGAAAGUUGAUCUGGGGACAUUUACUAUUCCAUGUACUAUUGGGAUAUUUCAAUUUGCCAAAGCAUUGUGUGACUUGGGGGCAAGUAUCAAUUUGAUGACAUAUGCCAUUUUCAAACAGCUUGGGCUAGGUGAGCCUAAGUCAACAACGAUGCGUCUACUCAUGGCCGACCGAUCUAUCAAGCAUUCUAUUGGCAUUCUUUAUGAUAUUUUGGUAAAAAUAAAUAGGUUCAUAUUUCCUAUCGACUUUGUUAUUCUUGAUUGCAAGAUUGACGUUGUAACACCUCUGAUUCGAGAGAGAGGGCAUAUCAUGUUAAGAACCUCCAGAGCUUAUGCUAGAAGGAAUGUGAGGGAGAAUGAGGAACAAAAAGCUCCUCCCCAAGCCCUUCAAGUUUCGGUCAAUCCUUUGGCUGAGCAGGUUGAGGAAGAUCCUCAAGAGCUUAUUGAUGAUGUCUAUAUGGUUUUGAUGAUCACGGGAGUGAUGCUAGUGGAAAAGGCAGAGUUGGCCGCUUAUCAAUUUAAAGGUGUUGCUCAAGUGUGGGUGAGAGAUGUAGAUUCUAAAACCCCUACUCUUGAGUCAGUCCCCAUUGUUAAUGAGUUUCCGAAAGUGUUCCCCGAUGAUUUACCUGGUAUUCCUCCCGAGCGAGAAAUAGACUUCGAUAUUGACCUUUUCCCAGAUACGCAACCUAUUUCUAUUCCUCAUUACCGUAUGGCUCCGGCAAAAUUUAAGGAGUUGAAAGAGUAA
Messenger RNA from Solanum stenotomum, 831 nucleotides. RefSeq lists its product as uncharacterized. Lineage: Eukaryota; Viridiplantae; Streptophyta; Magnoliopsida; Solanales; Solanaceae. Bases 1 to 831 code for a protein of 276 amino acids. The transcript is spliced from 4 exons. The record is from RefSeq and is a predicted model, not a curated record.